AGAGAGAGAGAGAGAGAGAGAGAGAGAGAGAGAGAGAGAGCGAGGGCUAUGUCACAAAACAAAAGAAGUGAAAGAUAAAGAAUAUGCUAAGCCACAUUUUAUAUUUAUGUGGUCUAGUAAAUGUUGCCAACAAUAAUAGCUAUGACAUCAGUUUCGUUUGAUUUUGCGUUCGAAAUUUCAAUUUGCGUGUUCAUUAUUUCAGCUCUGCUCUCUCAACAUCAGCAAAGUGUCACUUAGUUCGUUCUGAAAACACCGACUGUAUGUUUCUUGAAAUUAAUAUCCAUUUUAAAUAGUAUGAAAAUUACAGUCCAACUAUUUAGACGCGACUGAGAUGUCUGCUAGAGUGGUAAUAAUCGGUGCUGGUUCAGCAGGAAUCGCUGCUGCAACUCGGCUGUACGAGCAUGGGUUCAGAAACGUUACGAUCCUAGAGGCAACGGGACGAAUCGGAGGUCGGGUGCAUACCGUACCGUUCGGUGAAAACGUAAUCGAUUGCGGUGCUCAGUGGUGCCAUGGCGAAAAAAAUAAUGUGGUGUACGAAAUGGCUGGCCCUUUGGCGUUGCUCGAGUCUUCAGUGGUCGCCGAGAAGAAUGUUCUACUGAAAUCUGACGGAGAAGUGGUGCAGCAGGAACAAACCGAUCGUUUAAUGAUUCUUGCCGAAAGAAUCGUCGAAUCCGAAGAUCUUUACAAUUCUGGUGGAACGCUGGGCGAUUUCUUUGUGGAACGGUUUACCAAGGAAGUCAAUGAAGAGAAAAUGAAAGAUAUUGACAGGAAAUUGGUGCGACAAUUUUUGGAAUUCUAUCACGGUUACCAGAAAGGGUACAUCGCAAUAGAUUCGUGGUACGAUUAUCCAGCGGAUGACGAUUCUGAGGAUUGUGAGGGAGACGAUUCACUCAGUUGGAUGGGCAAAGGCUACAAAAGUAUAUUGGAUUUAUUGAUGAAAAGACACCCUUCUCAAAAUAAUGCAGAACCGAUACCGAUUGAAAAGAACAUAGAGUUCAACAAAUUCGUUGAAAACAUACACUGGAACAAAGGACCGGAUCAGCCCAUAACAAUUCGUUGCGCUGAUGGAAGUCGGUACGAGGCUAGUCACGUCAUAAUAACAGUUUCUCUAGGAGUUUUGAAGGAAAACAUAAAUACUCUUUUCACACCGCAACUGCCGUCGGUCAAACAGAAUGCAAUUAAGGGCAUUCAUUUUGGAACGGUGAACAAAGCGAUCUUUGAAUUCGAGACACCCUUCUGGACCGAAAUGGGUAACACGUUUGGGUUACUGUGGAAUUCCGAAGAAUUGGAAAAGAUACGUACUUCGAAGUAUGCUUGGACGGAGGGUGUUUCGGCAUUCUUCAAAAUUGAUCGUCAGCCAAAGCUUUUGGGAGCUUGGAUGAUGGGCAAAGAAUGUCGUCAGGCGGAGCUAAUUCCCGAUUCGGAAAUAACUGAAGGUAUACUGUUCUUAUUGGGAAUGUUUUUCAAGAACAAACAAAUCGACCAACCACUGCGAAUGAAGACGACUCAAUGGUUCAGUGACCCAUAUUUUCGGGGAUCGUACUCCAGCCCAUCGUUGGCUACCAGGCUUCUGAAAACAGAUUACAAAGAUAUGGCGAUUCCCCUUACAGACUCUCUCGGAACACCCGCACUGUUGUUUGCUGGCGAAGCAACAAAUGGAUUGCAUUACGGUACCGUUCAUGGAGCUAUUAAGAGCGGAUGGCGUGAAGCAGAUCGCAUAAUUAAUUUUUAUAAGAAAUAGAUUCAACGCAAUGCAUACAUCGAAAGAGGAAGAAAAUGGGUGAAAGUAACUAAUAAACCAAAUCGCAUUUUUCAUACUACGUUCACACUUGUUUACAAAAAUACUUAAAAAGAGAAUGUCAUCGGGAUAGUCGCGAAAAACACCUUAAGGACAUAGCGUGAAUGUAGUGUUAUGUUUUAUCUUAGAUUUUUUAGUACGCAGUACUUAUGUUCAAAAAGUCGCAAUUUUCUCAUCGAAAUUUUAUUAGGAAAAUUACCGUAAUUACUGGGUGAAAAAAGAAAAAAAUGAAUACUCAAUAAU
This is a messenger RNA of Malaya genurostris, 2041 nucleotides long. Its product is annotated as spermine oxidase-like. The record is from RefSeq and is a predicted model, not a curated record. Lineage: Eukaryota; Metazoa; Arthropoda; Insecta; Diptera; Culicidae. The coding region runs from base 332 to 1741 and encodes 469 amino acids. The transcript has 3 exons. Gene Ontology annotation, molecular function: polyamine oxidase activity.